AUGCCGGCAUGGGAGGAGGACAAGUGGUGGCUGAAUGAACGGGACGAGGGGAUGAAGAAGUGGGAGAACGCUUAUAUGGAUGCGCUCACUUCGGAGCAGCUCUUCGACGUCAUCACCGCUGCUAACUACCUGGACAUCAAAUGCCUUCUCGACAAAUCAGCCGAAACCAUCGCUGCUAUGAUCAAAGGGAAGAAUCCGGAGGAGAUUCGCGAGAUUUGGCAGCUCACAAACGACUUCACGCCGGAAGAGGAGGAGGCUAUGAAG
Molecule: messenger RNA, 264 nt
Organism: Mesorhabditis spiculigera
Lineage: Eukaryota; Metazoa; Nematoda; Chromadorea; Rhabditida; Rhabditidae
Source: the annotation of a GenBank genome assembly